Molecule: messenger RNA, 2271 nt
Organism: Suillus subalutaceus
Lineage: Eukaryota; Fungi; Basidiomycota; Agaricomycetes; Boletales; Suillaceae
Exons: 7
Coding region: 1-2271 (756 amino acids)
Biological process (GO): protein phosphorylation
Molecular function (GO): ATP binding; protein serine/threonine kinase activity
Source: RefSeq, a predicted model, not a curated record
AUGGAACUCGUCUCUCAGUUUACCGAAGAUGCUGUUGCCAAGGAGGACCGUGUCUGUGGUCGACCUGCUUGCCGCAGCACAAUACUCAAAGGCGCUCCAUGCUAUUAUGUUGCCACCAUUGUGCCUGGCCAACCUGGUCGCUUCGUUUGUGAAGCAUGUUACUUGCGAUACUCACAGAAGCUUUCAACUUCGGUCCGACCCUCUUCAGUCCGCCCUUCUUCCGCACAAUCACAGUUACUUCCAAAUCCUCAUAUCAUACGCCAGACCGUGAAUGCAGCACAACGCAAGUCAACUAUCAAUCCACCCCGUGUAGUACCCUUCUUGUCUCAGCCCUCCAGUAGCACUGCGCACAUAGGCCGCAUUUCAGGCCCAGAUAUCGCUGUGCCUCUAUCAUGGCAACAAUCGCCGGCUAGUUCCAACCCGAACAUGGUAUCUGGUGCUGCAGGGUAUUCUGUGCACCAUGCUCAGUAUGGUCUGGAGCGUGAACGAUGGGCUAAAUUGGCAUAUGCUCCGCCCCCUGCAGAGACCAUCACAUUAGAGAUAUCAGCUGUAUACGAGGGAAAUUCACGGAAGAAAAGUGGGCGCGGCAUUAACUUUGGGAAUAUUUGUGAAGGAAAGAAGGACAUCGAUGCUCGCUUGGACGCCCCUGGGCUUAUACAAAUCGCUUUAGAUACUAUUCUACCGAAAAUCCUCACAUUUGGAAGGGGAUUUCCUUGGCGCACAGAAGAAUUUGUUGUCCGGGAUGCUACCUGGGUUGACCUAUCCGGACAUUUGCCUGCCAUUCCGUACUUCUUAGCUCAGUGCUUAGUCCAAUCUCGACGCGGACCAAAGACGACAACUUUCAAGACCAAGCAAUUCUUACUCAUGGUUGUUGUGCCUGCAGCGCAGUGGAGUGAGUAUGAGGCAUGGCUGGAUAAAACUGAAGAAGAAAUUUCUCAGAAUAUCUUGCGUGAACAGCUCCAACGACACAGAUCUAUCAUUACUGUUACUGAAGAACGAGACCCUCGAACUUCCGGCACCAACUCAGAUGACCCAUGGGCCGCACAACAAGAGGAUGAAGACCCAUUUGGUCUUGACUUCGAAGGACCAGAUGCCUUAUCUACUGUGGGACGUAAUUCCACUGUUACUGACAGCUCAGCACAUAAUCCGACACGUCCAUCAGCAAAGCGGGCUCAUGUUCGCAGAGAGAGCGACUCCACAAAUAGUACUGUGUCACCUCCUCGCAAGAAGCCAGCACCUGGUGUAUUCCACCUUCCUGACCGUAAUGAUUUGAAAGAGGCCUUGAAAAGUGGAGGUAGUGUAGAUGCUGUGCGUGCACCUAAAGUUUAUGACUUCCGCAAUGAGGACAUUCAAUUCCAUCCAAUCCCUGUGCGCCCACUAGCCGAUAUCUUGAAGACUCCUCAGUAUCGUUCAUUCAAACCCAACAUCUCAAAUUCGUCUAUCGGACAACUCACUAUCGAUGUCCCCAUUCGCAGCAUGAUCGGUAUCGGUGCCUUUAAGACAGCUCAUCCAGGGUGGCUCACGCUAUCUCCCCUAUCCUCCAGUGGCCUUGGGUCGCGUGCUCAGCAGGAUGUUGUUGUCAAGCGGCCAUUUCACAGACCUCCCCCUCACACCCCUGGAUCCAGCAUCCUCAAGAUUUCACGUUACGCACUACCAGAUGAGCAUGAAAAACUCCUCAAUGAAUGUAACUUGUUGUACUGGGCAAAAUCUCUCCUUGACUUCACUUACGAAUACAUCGAUCACUGUAUCAAUGCCGCACCAACUCUGCCAUCUUUUCCAAUACCCCGUGUGCGUUUCGUGGAAGCGGGCAUUGCUUUGGCGUUUUCUCGACACUCGUCAAACACUCAGGGCACCUCCGAACAAGCUCCCAUGGCAGACAUUAAGGCGGGGAUGUUUUCGGCGGUUUAUCUCCUUGAGGAGCGGGUGACGUCUGGUACUCCUAAUGAUCAGACAUUCGUGAAGUUCAUCCACAACAAGGACUACGGACCUUCACUUGAUGAGGAUGAAUACGGCUAUGACCUAGCCGUCUUUCUCUCGUUUACUCAGCACAUCCAGUAUGAAAAGACAGAGGGUCUGGCGUUCAUUUCUGAUUAUCAAGGCAGCACCGAGCUUCUGACUGAUCCUCAGAUUUUGACCCACCGCUCAGUCAAUGAAGGAAUUGAUCUUUUCGGUGACGGGAACAUUGCAAGUGUGGUGGACGACUUUAAGGCAAGGCACCUCUGUAACCACUAUUGCAAGUGGCCAGGAUUUGAGUUGGAAGUAUAUGCUUAG